AUGGUUAGAACAAGAGCCACAAGUUCUGCUACUACCACUGCUGUUCCUCUAGUGGUUGAUGCUCCAAUGGCUCCUCCACCACCACCUUCAACAAAUUCCGCUGACAAUCCACCAAGAAUAGAGCACUCUGCCCCUGUUCCUCAAUCAACUCCGGUGGACAGACCUCUGUAUGAAGACAUUCGAUCUCCAUACUACUUAAGUAACUCUGAUCAUCCUAGCAUGGCGUUGGUAACCCUUGUCCUCACAGAUCGUAAUUUCCAGCCUUGGAAACGUGACUUUAAACUCUCAAUUGGAGCACGAAACAAGACUCCAUUUCUUGAAGGAGAUGAUUCAGUGAGUGCCUACUUCACUAAACUUACUGCUAUGUGGGAUGAAAUUAACCAAUUAAGGCCAAGAAUACCUUGUACUUGUGUUGCUGCAAUUCAGACCCAAGACCACCUGAAUCAUGAUCAGGGUCUUCAAUUUUUAAAGGAACGCCAAAGAACCCUUCCACAUGUUGCUCCUGCAACCAACACCCAAUCUACCUUACCCGAUUCCACACCUGCUACUAAUGCAGCCUCUAAAAAUAAAAGGCCUCGUCCCCAUUGCACUAAUUGUCAAAAACCAGGUCAUUACAAAGAUAAAUGCUACUUUCUCAUAGGAUUUUUACCUGGUUAUGGAAAUCAAAAAUCCAAUGACAACACUACUACUCGCAAACCUGAUCUUGUCUCCACAAGCAAAACUUUCCCCCAAACAUCUCAAGUUUCUACCAACAUACUGGGUAUCAAUCCCUCUCAACUCACCUCAGCACAAUGUCAACAACUCAUCUCCAUGUUGAUACAACGACUUCAACCUUCAACAGAUGCUUCAACAUCGAAUGAUAAUGCUGUCGUGAACCAUUUUUCAGGUAUUACUUCCCCCUUUUCUUGGAUGAUAGAUAGUGGGACAACACAUCAUGUUUGCUGUAACAAAUCUUGUUUUUCUGCCAUUACUCAUAACACCAUAAACAAAUACGUCACUCUCCCUAAUGGCACAAAAGUUCAAAUUGAACAUAUUGACACUGUCAAUAUUAACAGCUGCAUUACUUUACACAAUGUCUUGUUUGUGCCACAGUUUCAUUACAACUUGUUAUCUGUUCAUGCAUUACUACAACAUAGCAAUCAUUCUAUGCAUUUCACAGCUAACUAUUGUUACAUUCAGGACCAUUCUCAGACAUCAAAGAUUGGGACAGCUAAACGCAUUGGGAAUCUUUACUAUCUACAGCAGCAGACUAUCCCCAAUAAAGUCUCACCAAUUAUUACUUGUAACAUUCAUCUAGAUAAACUUCAAUGGCAUACACGCCUUGGACAUCCAUCUCAAAAUGCUGUCGUUGAACGAAAACACCAACAUAUUCUCAACACUGCUCGAGCUCUUGCCUUCCAAUCUAAUCUACCUUUGGUUUAUUGGAGCUGUAUGGUGACUACCGCAGUAUACCUCAUCAAUUGA
Molecule: messenger RNA, 1464 nt
Organism: Cannabis sativa
Lineage: Eukaryota; Viridiplantae; Streptophyta; Magnoliopsida; Rosales; Cannabaceae
Exons: 4
Coding region: 1-1464 (487 amino acids)
Molecular function (GO): nucleic acid binding; zinc ion binding
Source: RefSeq, a predicted model, not a curated record